CGCAGGGCGGUCCGGGCGGUCUUUCAGUCCGCGCGCGCCCUCGCCAUGGCACGGUGGCUGAAGGCUUUGGCGGCCGUUCUGCUGCUCGCCGCCGCCGCGACCGCGCGAAAACCCGCCGCCGCCAAACACGAACCCCAGAUCGAGGAAGUCACCGCCAAACAGUUGGAGCGAGUGCUGGAAGAGAAGGACUUCGUCGCGGUGUUCUGGUAUGCCCGAAGCUGCGUAACAUGUGACAAGGUGCUAGAAGAGUUAGAGAAAAUAGACGAUGACACCGAUACCUUCGGAGUGGAUUUUGUGAAGAUCAACGAUAAGCGGCUAGCCAAGCAGUAUGGCAUCACGAAAUUUCCCGCCCUCACGUACUUCCGUGAGAAGGAACCGAUCAUUUACGAAGGAGAUCUCAUGGACGAAGAAAGCGUCCUGGAUUUCUUGACGAGUUUAGAAGCAAUGGACCUUCCUGACCGGAUAGAAGAAAUCAAUCAAAAGAUCCUGUCGAAAAUCAUUGAAGACACCGAUUACGUAGCUGUGCUCUUCUGUCCUGAUCACGAAUCUUGCGGCUCAUCGAACAAUAAGCCGGAGUGUAAAAAAUGCGCUAAAGCACUUCAGGAGUUAGAAAACAUCGAUGAUGAAGCUGACCAACUAGGAAUUGGUUUUGUCAAAAUCCAUGAUGAAGAACUUGCUGAGGAGUACAGUCUUGGAGACCUGCCAAGACUGGUGUACUACAGGCACGAAAUACCUAUUAUCUAUGAAGGAGAACUGAGUCGUGAAGAGGACGUGCUGGAGUGGCUGAUUGCGAACAAGUCGACGGGAGACGAGGAGGACGUCAUCGAAGACGUCACGGCCAAGACCUUGAAUACGCUCAUCGGAAAUGUUGACAACCUGGUCGUACUUUUCUACGAUCACGGCGACGAAGAAUCAAUGACAGUUCUGGGCGAGCUUGAAAAGAUCGACGAUGAUUGCGAUCGCCAUGGUAUUCAAUUUGUCAAGAUUGACGAUCAGAAAGCUGCUGACGCGUUUGGUAUCGACCACAUCCCUGCUAUCGUGUACUUUGAGAAACAGAUCCCUAAUGUUUACGAUGGUGAUUUAGAGAAUGAGGAAGAAAUCUUAGAGUGGUUGGUAGAUCAAUUGGAAAAAGAUGAGAUUGAAGACGUCACCGAUGAGAUGUUGGACAAACUUAUCAAAGAUGGCAAAACCGUCGCUGUGUUAUUCUAUGACAACAACGACCGUAAAUCUCAAAAAGUACUUAACGAACUGGAAAACAUCGACGAUGAAUGUGACCAACUUGGCAUUGCGUUUGUGAAGAUCGACAAUGACGAUGAAGCUAAAGAAUACGGGAUCGAAAAAGUACCUGCGCUACUGUACUUUGAAAAGGGUAUACCCACUUAUUAUGAGGGCAAUUUAGAAGAGGAAGAUAAAGUCCUUCAAUGGCUGCGGUACCAAAUCGAGAGUGACGAAAUUGAGGAUAUCACCGACGAAAUGCUUGAUAUGAUCAUCGACAAAAUGCAAUACGUGGCCGUACUGUUCUACGACAAGGACCAGAAGAAAAGUCAAAAGAUCUUGGCUGAGUUGGAGAAUAUUGAUGAUGAAUGUGACCAAAAUGAUAUAGCUUUUGUUAAGAUCGAUGACGACAAGGAGGCCAAGGAGUAUGGCAUUGAAUCUAUUCCCACCAUGGUGUUCUUUGAAAAAGGAAUUCCACAUAUCUAUGAAGGCGACUUGAUGAAGGAAGACGAACUCUUUGGUUGGUUAUUACAUCAGAAACGCCACAGCGAAAUCCCCGAAGUUACAGAUGAAAUGAUGGACAAGCUAAUUGAAGCAACUCAAUAUUUAGCUGUUAUUUUCUAUGACAAAGACGAUAAACAAGACAUUCGAAUACUUAAUGAGCUAGAAAACAUUGAUGAUGAGUUAGAAAAAGAAGGAAUCGUCAUCGUCAGAAUGGACAACGAAGCUGAAGCUAAAGAAUUUGGUAUCGACCAUCUACCUACUCUCGUCUACUUUGAGGAGAACAUUCCUGCGAUUUACGAAGGAGACCUUAUGAAUGAAGAUGAAGUUCUUAAAUGGCUUAUUGAACAGAAAAACAGUGCAACUAUUGAAGAAGUCACUGACGAGAUCCUGACGGAUCUUAUUGAGGAGCAUGAAUACGUCGUUGUGUAUUUCAGUGGCAACUGCGAGGAAGGCGAAGAGUGUGACAACAUAUUGGAUGAGUUAGAGAAUAUAGACGACGAACUUGACGAGACCGGCAUCAUUUUCGUCACAACAGAAGAUAUUUCGUUGGCUAAGAAAUAUGGCAUCAAGACUUUCCCUACACUUGUGUUUUUCAGGAACAAAGACCCACUUAUUUACAAAGGUGACAUUGAGGAUGAAGAUGAAGUGCUGUCCUGGCUGACUGACGAAAACACUUUGGAAAUCCCUGGAAAAAUUGAGGAAGUCAAUUCCAGAAUGUUGGACAAGAUUCUUGAGGAAAACGACCAUGUUGUUGUUUUCUUCUACGUGGAAGGUGACAAGAAGUCACAAAAGAUAUUAAGUGAACUGGAGAACAUCGACGACGAGUGUGAAGAGAAAGAUAUUGACUUCGUUAAGACAUCUGACGAAGGAAUUGACAAGGAGUAUGACUUGCCAGAUCUACCAGCAUUGGCUUUCUACAGACACAAAUUUAGGACGAUUUAUGAAGGAGAUCUAAUGCAUGAAGAAGAUAUUUUGAAGUGGGUAUUAGAAAUACAAGAUUCUCAACCUGAUGUCAUUGAAAGUGUUGAUAGGAAAACUUUGAAGGAUCUUAUUGAAGAUGUAGAACAUCUUGCCGUAUUUUUCUACAGUGACGAUUGUGAUACCUGCGAUGACGUACUGGAGGAAUUAGAAACAAUUGACGAUGAUACUGACAAAUAUGACAUUCAGUUUGUUAAGUCAAAGGAUUCAAAAUUGGCGUCAGAUAUUGGUAUUUUCAGUUUCCCAGCCCUAGUCUAUUAUGAGACUGGGGUACCAAUCAUGUAUGAUGGAAACCUAUUGGACGAGCACGAAGUGUUAGAUUGGAUGAUUAAACAGAAAGAAGAUGAAAGUAUAGAAGAAAUUGAUAGAGAAAAAUUAUUCAAAUAUAUUGAGACUAAGGAAUUUCUGGCUGUUGUUUUUUAUAAGGAAGAAGAUCCCAAGAGUCCACAAAUUCUAAGACAUGUUGAAUUAAUUGACGAUGAAGCCUCUGAAUAUGGAAUCAAAAUUGUUAAAUGUGCAGACCGAUUAAUGGCCAAAAAAUAUGGAUUCCGAAAUCCACCUGGAAUAACAUAUUUCAGAAAAGGAAAGUACAUCAACUAUGACGGAGAUAUGGAUGAUGAAGAAGAGAUAUUGGACUGGCUUACAAAUCCAGAUAAUAUGGAGCUUACAGAUCAUAUAGAGAGGGUCAACAGGAAAAUGUUCCAGAAGAUAAGACAAACGUCAGAUUAUGUUGCCGUGUUCUUUUACAGUAAUGACUGCAAACAGUGCCCUAGAGUGCUGAUGGAGAUUGAGCACAUUGAUGACGACGCAGAUGGCGCUGGUAUCAACUUCGUAAAGAUUGACGACAAACAGAUGGCUAAAGAAUAUGGUGUAUUUGCUCUGCCUGCUGUACUGUUCUUUAAAAUGGGUUCUAAAGAUCCUGUUAUUUAUGCUGGUGACCUUUAUGAUGAACAACAGCUGUUAAGUUGGUUAUUAACCCAAAAAAACCCAUCUGGAGAUGUGAUAGAGGCAUUAGAAGGCGAAGAACUGAUAAAAACGAUUGAAGAGUCCGGAUCACUGGCCGUUUACUUCUGGAACAAAACGUUGUGCGAAAUUUGCAAUUCGAAAGCGAUGAGAAAGGCGAUGAAAAAGAAAUUAAAAGAAAUCGAAGAGGAAGAGGGUGCAGAAGAGGAUGGUCCCGACUGCGAACAGUGCAUCGGGAUCCUUGAAGAACUAGAGAAUAUUGACGAUGAUUGCGAUAGACAUGGAAUUAAAUUCGUCAAAACACAAGACUACUCCAUUGCUGAAAGUUAUGGUGUUACCGAUUUUCCUGUGUUGGUAUAUUUUGAAAACAAUAUACCGAAUGUGUAUGAAGGUUCUUUAGCGGAGGAAGAAGAGGUGUUGCAGUGGCUGAUAACCCAAAAAACAGAGGAUCGUAUAGAGUUGAUAACGAGAGUUAUGUUAGAAAAAAUGGUUGAAGAAACGCAAUAUCUAGCAGUUUAUUUCUACAAACUAAAUUGUCACAUCUGCGACCACAUUUUGGAAGGACUGGAGAAAAUAGAUGAUGAAUGUGAUGUCUUUGGUAUUCACAUGGUCAAGAUCCAAGAUCCUCAGCUUGCUAAACGAUAUUCCAUAAAAACUUUCCCAGCUAUGGUUUACUUUAGAAAUGGCAACCCACUCUUAUUCGAAGGUGACCUACAAAAUGAGGAGUCAAUCCUUGAAUGGUUGAUAGACGAUGACAACCGUGAAUUAGCAGAUGAAAUCGAAUCAGUCAAUGAAAGAAUGUUGGAAAGAUUGCUGCACGAAUCUCAUUUGCUUGUUGUGUUCUUCUAUGACGAAAAGGAUUGCCCAGAGUGUGAAGAAAUCCUUGAAUCUCUCGAACAAAUCGACGGAGAAGUUGACCAAUUUGGCAUAGACUUCGUCAAAAUCGCUAGCCCAGAAGCAGCAGCCAAAUACAAUAUCGUCAACAUCCCUUCACUUUUGUAUUUCCGUAAACAAGUACCGAUGCUGUAUGAUGGAGAUCUGCUGCAAGUCGAUAGAGUACUUCAAUGGUUGACUUCUCAAGAUGUUUUUGAAAUAAAAAACGAAAUUGAAGAGGUAAACCGUAAGAUGUUAGAUAAACUGUUGGAGGAAAACGAGUUUUUGGCUGUCUACUUUUAUGAGAAGUCAGCCGAAAGCCGAGCAGUUUUAGACAAACUGGAAAACAUUGACAGCGAAACAGAUAACUUGGAUAUCACAUUUGUAAAAAUGCAAGAUCCUCGAUAUGCACGCAAGUGGGGUGUUACCAAAUUACCGGCUAUAGUUUACUUCAGGAAGCGAUUCCCUAGCAUAUUCAGAGGUGACCUCAUGAACGAGGACGAAGUACUAGAAUGGCUGCGGAAAAACAGAUUUAGGCAGCCAGAGCUCAAUAUAUUCAUGUACGCAUUGAUUGCUUUAUCAAUAGCGUUCGUCUUGUACACAGCGUUCUUAUUACAGUGCUUUAAGCCAGCGCCGCCGGCGCCAGCGCCGCACCCGAAGCAACAGUGACACUUAUAUAGACUUUUUAAUGUUGUCUCUCUCGAAUCGUGACUACGUGAGACGAUGAACGGUUCCACUUUUGAUUCCAUUUUGUUUAUGACAAUUAUAAAUUAUUUGACGCUCAAAGUGUUGUGAAUGUAACAUUUAUUGAUAAUAUAUUUUUACAAAUAUAUGUUGCUAUGAAUAUUGAAAUCCAUUUCCGUUAAAAUCUUUACUUACAAAUGGAUUCUGAAGUAGAAUCAAAAGUCGAAUGAUACGUAACAUUGUCUUAGCGUGAUAUGUAUGGAAUCUCGUUACCGAAUCUUCUAGAAAGUUUUAUAGACGACGUACGGUUCUAUUUAGACGCUACAAAUUCUUGGGAUCAAACAUUUGAUAGAGAUUUUAGAAUAAAACUUCUGAAAUGUGUAGGACUUUAAAUCUUUGGUAGUAAAGGCCUAUUUUAUUAUGGGUAAUACUUAGGUUUUCGGGAAAGCCAAGCGGCAAUCAAAUCUAUGGUACAUUUUUUAGGACUACUACAACCACCUUGUUCUGAUAUUGUAGAACAGGAAUAGGAAAUUGUAGAUUUGUGAACUCUAUGGUUACUGUAUUUCUUACUAUAUAAACAGUAUACAGGAUCGAUAUUUAUUGUUUAAGACAGUUUUUCUAGGGAUAUGAUUCACAUUUGACAUUGCGUACUAAUAACGGUAUUUCAUUCAGAAGUCUGUAAUGGGCUUCUUAGUCUUAGGAGCAGAUUGAAAAAGAAUUUCUUUGUACUAGGUAUGUUUAUAGCUUUUAAUUUCUAAUUUUCAGUUUAAGUUUUCCUUUUUUAUAUUUAUCUCGCAUUAUGGGCCCUUUUGAAGUUUUUCUAUGUAUGGCAUUUUAAAUUUUACUGAUAUAUGUAUACUGUAAAGACUGUAACUUCGAUAGCGUACUGUGUGUUUACUGUACGGUGUGCCAUUUUCCAAUGAACCCAUGCCUUCUAUUCAUCGACUUUAUCUAAUUUUAAUGUCUUAGCCUUAGGUCCUGUAAAGCCUUUGAAGAUUGUGUUUGAGUUUUUGGAACUCCAGGGCAAAUUUACCUUUUUGGCGUCAUAGUAGCGUUUUAUUUUAUUAGUUACAGUAAGUUCACAUUUUUGUAAUAAGGAACGCCCUUGCUGUUUAUUAAAAAAAUAGUUAGUUUAGCACCAUCAUGUGUAUGUUUCAUCUGUUGCUUUAGUAUAUUUUAAAGGGUGAUUUUGUUCUUGGGUUUAAUUUUUCGAGUGACUGUCCAACGGGCGGGAACUGGACUGACGCCUGCAUGCUACUACGCUACUUGGAAUAUAACUUUCAUAAUUAUAUGUUUAGUUCAAAAUAGUAUCAAUAAUAAACAAAUUACAAUUGUAGGUCAAUAAGUACAAAUCACGUACCUAUUCCCUACCCUAUUACGUGUCAUAACAUGUCAUAUCAUUAUUUUUAUUACGUAAUUCUACACAAUGACAGAUUUGGAGUGGACAAUAUUCAUUUAGCAUGUUGAUAAUUUAAGGACAUACUACAAACCUCUGUAAAUGUUGUUUAUUGUUCCAAAAAGUAACGUAGUAUCAUACCAAAUAUUUAUUUUAUACAUCAUUCCCGCUCUGCAAUGUGUAAUUAUUAUAAUGAUACCUUCAUUGAAACGGUAAGGGAAAACGUAGCUAACGAAAAUGCUCAAGAGUUGUGAGCGCAAGCCGCGCU
Molecule: messenger RNA, 6881 nt
Organism: Hyposmocoma kahamanoa
Lineage: Eukaryota; Metazoa; Arthropoda; Insecta; Lepidoptera; Cosmopterigidae
Gene: hlk
Product: FK506-binding protein 5
Exons: 26
Coding region: 46-5202 (1718 amino acids)
Source: RefSeq, a predicted model, not a curated record